Messenger RNA from Harpia harpyja (harpy eagle), 497 nucleotides. It is a transcript of the gene TOMM7, whose product is annotated as translocase of outer mitochondrial membrane 7. NCBI's taxonomy places the organism in Eukaryota, Metazoa, Chordata, Aves, Accipitriformes, Accipitridae. The coding region runs from base 23 to 271 and encodes 82 amino acids. Gene Ontology annotation, biological process: protein import into mitochondrial matrix. Gene Ontology annotation, cellular component: mitochondrial outer membrane translocase complex. The transcript has 3 exons. The record is from RefSeq and is a predicted model, not a curated record.
CGGGGGGUGUCGCGCCGCCGCCAUGGGGUCCCGCCCACCGCUGCCGGCGCAGCGUUACAAGGGCGGCUGGGCUCCUCCUCCUCCUCUCUCCCCCGCCGCCGGCAUGCCGAAGCUUAGCAAGGAGGCCAAGCAGCGGCUACAGCAGCUCUUCAAGGGCGGCCAGUUCGCCAUCCGCUGGGGCUUCAUCCCCGUCGUGCUGUACCUAGGUUUUAAGAGAGGUGCAGAUCCUGGAAUGCCUGAGCCAACUAUCUGGAGUCUACUUUGGGGAUGAAGGAUGUGGCGGUCCUGUUCUAGAACCAGCUGAUGGACAGAGAAAGUGUCUGAAGAUACGUACAUUCCAGAGGAUGAGGCGGACACUUACACCAGGUGGCUCAAUCGGCUUGCUAAUGACGUUAAACGACGACAAUGACAUAGGUUGUACAUACAACAAAAUGGGGUUUAUAUGGACCUAACUUAUUUGCAUUACAGUGUAAUUAAAUAAAUAUGAUUUGAAUGGA